GCCCCCCCCCCCCCCCUGAACGACCCUCCAGCUUUAUACCCGCGCAUCAAAUACAUCGGACCAUAUAUUGUUCGAUAUUACACCAGAUGGCGGUCGGAACUAUACGGGGAAGAAGAAGAAGAAGAAGGACCAGUCACAUUCGGUAUUUCAAAGCUCUGGCCUGAGAAUGAUCUUAGGGUAAUAUUCACUUCCUGUGAAAGUGAAAGUAGACCGUAUUGCUGGUAGGCUUAUUAUACAUGAGCAGCACUGUGAGCACAUAGUGACAUGUAUAUUGGAUGUUUUGCUUUAUCAUGACGAAACCUGUAAGUUGUAGUGUCGUUAAAAUUACCAUAAUCAUGAACAAUGGAAGUAACUUUUUAAAAAAUAUUUCGAAAAUGUGUCGGGGCCCGGAUUAGAGUCGAUCAUUACAUAUGCACAUGUUCAUGAUCAUGAUGUUGUACGAUGAAUACUUAUACGUGUGUCUGUAUCUGUAUCUUGCCAUCUCAAACUGUGAACGCACAUCAAAGUAGAAAGAACAAAAGUAAGUCGUAACCGCCGCUCUUGAAAUACUAGUUGGAAGCCCUCGAUUGACAUACAGGUAAUUCUCGAUGGCUCGAACUUUGAUCGCUCGAAGUUCUUGAUUGCUCGAAGUGAGUCCAGGGUCCCAAUUUUUUCCCCUAUAUAACUAAGCAAAUUUACUCUUGAUUCUCGAACUCUUGAUUUCUCGAAACCCUUGUUCCCUCGAAGUCAAACUGCAGUCCCGUAAAGGCCGUUAUUCAUAAUCUAUAUUUUUUUACUCUCGAUACCUCGAAGUCGCCUUGUAUCUCCAAGCGCCAUACCUAAUUUACACCUACUUGGUCAUUUAAAUGGCUCAAGGCGUUAGAAGCGGGACCCGUGUCACGGUUUGUUUAUUCAGGCGACACUUGUCCUGCAAGGUGAUAUUUGUUUGGUGAUUGACCAUACCGAUACUUACAUGUAGUCUAUAAUUAACACGAACCGUUUUACGAUAAUUUGGAGACGCAAUGAAAAUGAAAAAUUGAUUGAGAAGAAACAAUAAUAUUGAGCCUUGGUCAAAUUUUUGAAUUAUAAAACUGUAAAAAUUAUGCAUAUCAGCAUCGUUGUCAUUAUAAUGAUUAUUGCUAAACAAGUUCUUACAGCUGGUGAAGGACCCUUACGGUGGGAACAAUGCGUGAUACUCAGUUAUCACAUUUAUGACAUGUCGAUCGCCUCGCAGUACAGUAGUUCUGAGCAAUCCGGUCUUAAUAUGAUGCAUAAAAUAAAUAAUAAUUAUGAAUUUAAUUUUUUCAAUAGUUGUUUGUAUUUAGUUUUAAAAACAUCCAGUUCUGUAUAUUUUACUGAAAAGAAAAGGUACUUGUUAAAGCAUGUGCGUAAGGUUAUCACUAAAUCAAUGGCUUAAUCAUAACAUCCGGUAAGACUAAUUUUAAAACCUGUCGGUCAACCCGGAAAAUUAAAACCAAACAAGGGAUUUAAAAUGAAUUUCUCCCAUGUGAUCUAUGGAUGUGUCAAUUACUGUAUUGUGUAAGUACAGUUUUUCCAUUUUUCUUUUUUUUGUACGUGUACAUGUACUGUAAAAAUGUAUUUCAGGUGCAGAUAAGCUUGAAUAAAGAAGCAGUAAACCCAAUGAAGGCGAAGAGAAUAAGGCCAGAUGAGGAUGCUAAAUUUUGGUGUCAAGCAGGUUUAGACAAGGAUGGAUUUGAAAAACGAUUCAUUAAUAACACUAUAGGAUUCGGUGUAUUUACAACAGCAUUUUUCCAAAAGGGGGCCUUUCUUUUAGAGUAUGUUGGCAAUCGAAUAAGUGAAAAAGAGGCUGAAAUUCGAGAGAGAAAACGCAGGAAGAAAAAACACAGUUACAUGUUUCAUUUCAAAUGGAAUGGGAAACAUGUUGUUGAUGCUACAGAUGUACCAGAAAGAAUGUGCCGUUAUGUCAAUGAUGACAAGAAGGCAAAUGCAACAAUGAAAUUGAAAGUUUUCAAUAAUUAUCCAAGGCUGUGUUUGUUUGCUCUACAAGAUAUACAUAUUGGAGAAGAAAUACGUUAUGAUUAUGGUGAUGAGAAUGUUCCUUGGAGGCAACACUUUCAUAAAACUAAGAUGGAGAUGAAGACAACUGAAGUUACAGAUGAUGAUGAUGAUGACCCCUUUGAUCUCAAAAAGCCAAGGUUUUCAGAGAAAAAGGAACAAUGCCAAAGCAAGGCCAAAGUCAGUUGCAUGCUGGAAAUGAUAGACUUAGUGAUGAUGAUGACAUAGAUGAGGAUGCUCUUUCUGGAACAAUGUUAAAGCAAGGCAAAGGUCGAUUGCAUGCUGGAAAUGAUAGACUUAGUGAUGAUGAUGACAUAGAUGAGGAUGCUUUUUCUGGUGAGAA
This is a messenger RNA of Magallana angulata, 2359 nucleotides long. RefSeq names its product N-lysine methyltransferase KMT5A-A-like. The record is from RefSeq and is a predicted model, not a curated record. Bases 1498 to 2244 code for a protein of 248 amino acids. Gene Ontology annotation, molecular function: protein binding. NCBI's taxonomy places the organism in Eukaryota, Metazoa, Mollusca, Bivalvia, Ostreida, Ostreidae. The transcript has 8 exons.